AUGGCUCACGGUUUCUCGAAGGAGAAGCUGAAAACUGUCGAAAGCCAGCUUUCAGAUGCAAGUCAGGAACAGGACCCAACAUGCAAUGGCAUGGCACGACAUGGUUGCGUUUUUGGACGGUGCACGGACGAUGUCCAAAGACUGCUGGAAGAAUUUGCAGCGUACACACUUGCAAUCGCAAAAGCUGAGGUGGGCGGAAUGCAGAUUCGCAUGUUGUACAACUGUGUUCUCGUGAGCCACAAAUUCCUAGGAAUCCUCUGGGAGCCACUCUGCCUUGGUCAUGCCGAGGCCAAGACACCACAGCUGGGGGCAAAGGCGAGCAGAAGAACAGGCCGGACGGAGCUGCACAAUGCCGUGUGCAGCGGUGACGAAGACUACGUCCAGCAGCUCCUAAAAAAUCGCGCGUCUGUUGAUGCCAUGGACGGAAGUGGCCGGACACCACUACACUUGGCCGCCAGUGAGCUCUCGGAACCGGUCAAAAUCAUCGAGCUACUGCUGGAGGCCAGAGCCAGGACUGAGGCUGAAGACCUCAGCGGCCCGGAGCCGAGUUUCACUCCCUUGAAUUUGGCUUGCGAUUCGAAAUGCAAGGAAGCGGUGGCUGUUCUGCAGAGCGCCGCUCCUUGA
Molecule: messenger RNA, 624 nt
Organism: Cladocopium goreaui
Lineage: Eukaryota; Dinophyceae; Suessiales; Symbiodiniaceae
Source: the annotation of a GenBank genome assembly